AUGCAACAAUGUGUUGACUUUGUACCCACUUUUUUGUUGCAGCAAUGGUAUGUUCUAUAUCCGCUUGAAGGUCCAUGGUAUGAGCUAUUGGUCAUUCCUCUUCGUUUUGAGCUUCUGUGUUCCAUCAUGAUACCCAUAUCUAUUAAGGUCUCUCUUGAUCUUGUGAAAAGUUUAUAUGCAAAGUUUAUUGAUUGGGAUUCUGAGAUGAUAGAUUAUGAGACUGGUAUUCCUUCACAUGCAACGAACACAGCAAUAAGUGAGGACCUUGGACAAGUUGAGUACAUAAUGACUGACAAAAUUGGAACACUAACUGAAAAUAGAAUGAUCUUUAGAAGAUGCUGCAUUAAUGGCGUUUUCUAUGGAAAUGAGAGUGGUGAUGCGCUGAAAGGCUUUGUGAAAUUAGGAGAAUUGGGAAUGGCUGAAGGACUAUACAACGAGAUGAUUCAAUCGGUAAGCUUUGUUGCUUGUAAGAAUGAGGGCAUUGCUUGUGUCAAUUUUCGCAUCUCCAAUUGUAUUAGCAGUGCAACUGCUGAAGUUGCCAAAGAUUUAUAG
Messenger RNA from Hibiscus syriacus, 552 nucleotides. RefSeq names its product phospholipid-transporting ATPase 2-like. Gene Ontology annotation, biological process: phospholipid translocation. The record is from RefSeq and is a predicted model, not a curated record. Gene Ontology annotation, cellular component: plasma membrane. NCBI's taxonomy places the organism in Eukaryota, Viridiplantae, Streptophyta, Magnoliopsida, Malvales, Malvaceae. Gene Ontology annotation, molecular function: ATPase-coupled intramembrane lipid carrier activity. The transcript is spliced from 5 exons. The coding region runs from base 1 to 552 and encodes 183 amino acids.